AUGUUUUCUCUACGACCAAUCGUCCUGGCUCUUCUCGCCAUCACAUUCCUCGUCUGUGUGAUUGAUGCUAGGAUAGCGGACCAAUACGAAGACUCGAUGGCCCUUCCAGUAACUGCCGGUGAUUACCGUCUUCGAGGCUGGAGUGACUACAUUACUGCGCACAAGCGAGUCCCGUCAGCAGGUGAUAUGAUGGUUCGAUUUGGAAAACGAUCUGUCUAGUUGCUAGUGGCUUUGUCGAUGAUCUCCAUAUUUCUUGCCCGUUGUCCUCGCUAGUGUCGCCGUCAUGAUGUUACACUUGCAGUCAUUUGCUUGUCUGAGUAAAGUUCCUAUAUUGGUGCGCAUAUAUAUUCUAUUGCAUCAGUCGAUGUUUGUUGAGAGAAACGAAUCUGUGCAUCUUCGUACUCAAUAAAGAUUGCAUGCGUU
Cylicocyclus nassatus is the source of this 423-nucleotide messenger RNA. Lineage: Eukaryota; Metazoa; Nematoda; Chromadorea; Rhabditida; Strongylidae. The record is from the annotation of a GenBank genome assembly.